This is a messenger RNA of Penicilliopsis zonata CBS 506.65, 2180 nucleotides long. RefSeq lists its product as hypothetical. The coding region runs from base 118 to 1947 and encodes 609 amino acids. Gene Ontology annotation, molecular function: protein serine/threonine phosphatase activity. The record is from RefSeq and is a predicted model, not a curated record. The transcript is spliced from 3 exons. NCBI's taxonomy places the organism in Eukaryota, Fungi, Ascomycota, Eurotiomycetes, Eurotiales, Aspergillaceae. Gene Ontology annotation, biological process: protein dephosphorylation.
CAUGACCAGAUCUCCAAAGGGUAUCUCUCUCCACUCUCUUUUUUUUAACACUGUUUGAUCCUACUGUGAUAUUGGCUGGACCAUCUUUUACUGUGCCCUUGAAGCAUUGCAGAUUCAAUGCGUCGUGCUGCUGUCCAGGCUUUCCGUACUGCGCGUCGUGUCCCAGUAUGGAGGGUAGCUGGUAGGAAGCCUUGCACGGUAUCCUUCUCCAGCAGCCAAGCGCUGGCUCUCCGUGCUUCUUCAGCCGCCGGCAAGACCCAGUCAUUUCUUCCUGCUACUUUACAGUCCUCCAUGCACAUCCGGAACUUCUCUCUAGCCGUGAUUUCGACGGUGGUUGCCUCGGGUGCUUGGUAUGCCUACCAGGGCGGCAACUCUCCGCAAGCCUCCGCGGCGAGUCUCGUUAAUACGUCGACGACCCAGACACGCUCAUUAGCGACCGGGACGACGCCCGGUAUACUGCCCGAGGAGACUGCGGAAUCGACGCGUCGUGCUCUCCUGGUGGAUAACAACCAGUUCUACACGGCGACGCUAUCGGGAGACCAGCCUCUUUCCAAGCACGGAGACGAUUCGGAUCGACGCGUUCUCGAAAUGUUGACACCGGAUCAGGCGACGCAGAAAUUGAGGAGGAAUGAAGAGUCGUAUUUGGUGAACCGCGGCCGAGGGGUGGUUCGCUAUGAUAUUGUUCAGGUCCCUAGUAACUCGCCAAUCGAAGAUGAUCAUGCUGAGAAGAUUGUCGAGGUGCCGUCCACCGUGGCUUCCACCAAAGACGGCGAAACAAAUAGCGACUGGAUGUUUUGGACUGUCUUCGAUGGUCAUUCGGGUUGGACUACAUCUGCCAAGCUACGUGAUGUUCUGAUCUCAUACGUGGCCCGAGAACUGAAUACCACAUACAAGGCCGCUACCGCCGAAUCCUCCACUCUUGUUCCGUCUUCUGACGCCAUCGACGCAGCUAUCAAGCAGGGAUUUGUCCGCCUUGACAACGACAUCGUAUAUAACAGUGUUGAGAAAGUCUUCAAAUCCAACUCACGCCGAGCUGCGGCCGAGCUUCUCGCGCCCGCUCUUUCCGGCUCAUGUGCCCUGAUGGCAUUCUAUGAUUCCCAAUCCAAGGACUUGAAAGUGGCAUGUGCUGGCGAUUCUCGGGCUGUCUUGGGCCGUCGGGGUCCCAAUGGAAAAUGGACCGCCACCCCUCUAUCAGAAGACCAGACUGGCGGCACCCCCUCUGAGAUGAAGCGUCUGAGAGAAGAACAUCCGGGAGAGCCAAAUGUCGUUCGCAACGGUAGAAUCCUUGGCAACUUGGAGCCGAGCCGUUCUUUCGGUGAUGCAUUCUAUAAGUGGAGCAAGGAAACCCAGGAAAAGAUCAAGCGACAGUUUUUCGGAAGGACUCCUCACCAGCUGCUCAAAACCCCUCCCUAUGUCACUGCCGAGCCGAUCAUCACCACCACCAAGAUCGAUCCUUCUCAGGGUGACUUCGUGGUCAUGGCUACCGAUGGCCUAUGGGAGAUGCUGAGCAACGAGGAAGUGGUCGGCCUCGUUGGCCAAUGGAUUGAGGAACAGAAAUCCGGCUCCACAAAUGGAGGCAACAGCGCGUGGCUGCAGAGCUGGUUCGGCUUUGACAAAAAGCAGCUCCCCGUCGAGGCUCCCAAGGAAACUGUGACAGACGGCCAGCGUCGCCCUAUUCGUCAGCAACAGUAUGACAUUCCGGGCGCUGCAAGUCGAUUUGUCGUGGAAGAUAAGAAUGCCGCGACCCAUCUUGUCCGCAAUGCUAUGGGUGGCAAGGACAAGGAUAUGCUCUGUGCACUGUUGACCCUGCCGAGUCCCUAUUCACGAAGAUACCGUGACGAUGUGACUGUUGAAGUUAUCUUCUUCGGUGAGGGCCCUGAUACCCGUACUAUCUCCAUUAACAAGGAAGCUAGCGCCUCGGAAGAAGCGCAAAAGGCAAAGUUAUAGAACCGUCUUCUCUCAAUUGAUCAUCUCACCUGGAGCCUUGUGAUCUGUCAUUAUCCCAGAUCCUGGAGGGAUUCCACCAGGGACACCAACACCAAGCUUGGCAUUUUGAUAAUAUCGUUCUUGGCGUUGAAUGGAAUUUCGGCUGCAUCUUGAUCUAAUGGAUGUAUUUAUUCUCUCAUCAUCCUGCUAAUAAAUAUAUGCGCAGGGAAUAAGAUACCCUUUUCAACCUCAAC